Cryptotermes secundus is the source of this 4430-nucleotide messenger RNA. RefSeq lists its product as uncharacterized. The transcript has 3 exons. Lineage: Eukaryota; Metazoa; Arthropoda; Insecta; Blattodea; Kalotermitidae. Bases 173 to 3244 code for a protein of 1023 amino acids. The record is from RefSeq and is a predicted model, not a curated record. Gene Ontology annotation, molecular function: protein binding.
AUGUUUGCAUCCUUAACCAGGUAAACAAAGCUGGGUUUGUGAAGUAACCUCGAGUUGUUCCGUUACGGACAAGAGCACUGCGAACAGAUCAUUUAGAGCGAUUUAGAGCAAGUGUAGGAACUUGUUACUGUGUGCUUGCGUGGACUGCACCUGCGUUGCCCGACAUAACAGAAUGGCUGCCCAGACAUUUAAGGGUGACUUAGAAUUACGAAUACGAGUGCUCGAAGUACAAAUGGACAAUUUUAUGCGUCGAUUCGAAGAAGCUAAUCUGCUGAUCCUUGAUCUUAGAGGAAGGGUUGAAAAACUAGAGGCUUGGGGCAAAAAGACGCAGGAAGGUGGAAGAUUAUUUUUGCCAUCACAAGAAGGAGCACCAUGGCAAGACCAAGGCCCAACACAAGACGCUGGGAUUUUGGAACAUGGAGUUCCAGUUGCUGCGGAUAGCCUGGAGCAAUUAUUAGAAAUGCAGACAUUUUUCGAGUCAUUGCCAUCACAAGAAGGAGCACCAUGGCAAGACCAAGGCCCAACACAAGACGCUGGGAUUUUGGAACAUGGACCAGUGAACGAGAGGGAAGAAUUCGAAGACGAAAAUCGCGAACAGGAAGAACUGAGGAGGCUGGAGAAGCCAGAUGAGUCAGGUGAAUUGGUUCAAGAUUUAGCUGCAAAUUCAGAGAACCAGGAACAUUUCGAACAAGGAACUGCAGAGCUGGUAGAGGAUUCUGUCGAACUGGAAGCCGCGAAAGAAAUAGGGACAGAGCUUUCUGAAAGAGUAAGGCUAGCAGAGGGGGCUGAAGUCAGCAAGAGAGGAGAUGAAGAGAAAGGAAAUGAUUACGAAUUAGAAGCGGAGGAAUGCAAGCAGGAGAGACGGAUUGCUGAAGAGGUAGGCAAACAGGAAGAGGCGGCACAGAGUGAGGCCGGUAAUGAAGAACAGGCAGAACAUGAUUACAUAUUGGAACCUGGAAAAUGGAAAGCGUGCACUGGAGAAGUUAAGUUGGAAUCUUCAGAAGAAGUGGAGAAAGGUCUCUCUGGAGAAAGAGGGAUACAGGAAGAGUUGGUAAAAAGUAAGGCAAUGGAAGAAGACAAUAAAGAAAAGAGUUACGAAUUACAAUUGGCAGGCAUUCGGGAGUGCCCUCAAGAGGCUUCAAAACCGGCCGCGAGAGGGCUGUGUGAAGUAGCAGGGAAAGAAGGAGAGAUGGUAGGAAGUGAAAUAAAGGCCGGAGAAGAGAAAGAGCACGUUUCCAUAUUAGAAGUAUCAGACGUGGAGAAGGGUUUCGCAGGAGUUGCUCGGCUUUCUUCUAAAGAGUCGGCAGGGCAACUUUCUGAACAAGCAAAGCAAAAAAAUAUGAUAGAGGAAACGAUGGCGUUGAUCACAGCUGAUAUAGAAGAAGAAAUUGAUAUGACAUUGACAAACAGGUUAAGGAGAAUUGUAGAUGAACGCAUCACGAAAUUGGUCGAGUCUUCUGUAACGGAGAGUAAUCAGAAAGUAAAGGCACUGGAGGGCGAAGGAACAGAGCACAGCCGUAUAAUAUGUAACCUCCUAAUUGAAACUCAACGGUUGCAAAUAGAUUUGAUAAAAGCAAUCAAGAGAAAUAGUGAAUUAAAAGUGGGUCUUAGUAAAGUAUUCGGGGUACUAAAUAUGCAACUUGUAAAAUACCACUAUUUUGAGAAAGGUAGUGAUGAACUGAUUCAGAAAUACCGGGAGGCAACUAGAAAAAUGAAUGAGGGCUUGAAGUACGCGGAUUUGGAAAAGAAGUAUAAACAAUUUAAAGCCAAGUAUUCAUAUGGAAAAGAGCGGACAGGUCAUGCGGAUAUGGGGACUAUCAAGAAGAAGGAUUACAGCCAAAUGACUUUCGAGGACAUGGCAGAGGAACUGGCUUCGAUUGCAAAACGUAAGAAGCACAUUAUGGAUUCUGUUGUGAGGGCGUUAGGGACUUCCCCGGUGGAGGAAUAUCUCAAGGUGGAAAAGGUCGGGAGAACUGAAGAGCUGGAAGAAUGCCGUAAAAAUCUGGUGGAGCGUGUUCAGAACAAUCCAGACACAGGGUUAAAGUUGAUGGAAGCAAUACUGGAGGAAGAGGACGAAAAACACGACUAUUUCUGGAGAGGAGUUCUAAAGGACUUGAAGCUGUCGAUUCAUGCUGUAGUAGAGGCUGGCUGCCCUCUGCUGACCGACGUUUUGCUGUGCUAUGGCUUCAAUUGUAAUGAAAUGAGCAAGGAAGGCGAUAGCCCUCUGCACUACGCUGCCAGAAAUGGCAACGUGGAGGUCGGCAUGACACUACUUGGAGCUGGAGCUUGCGUCAACUUACAGAAUGCAUCAAACGAGACUCCUCUGCUCGUUGCCUUGAAACACGGGAACACUGAAUUCGGUUUAGCGCUUUUAAGGGAAAAGGUACACGUUGAUCUUGCUGAUGACAAUGCAAUUACGCCUUUACAUUUUGCAGCUCUAAUAGGAGGCACCGAAAUUGUGAACGAACUGAUCGAGUGCGAAGCAGAGGUCAACGCUGGUGAUGGUGAUGGCGACACUCCCUUGCAUAACGCGGCUAUUGAAGGUAAUGUACUGGUUGGGGAGAGACUUGCGGCCGCAGGUGCAGACGUUGCAGUUGUGAACAAUGAGGGUUCGACUCCUCUGCACUUGGCUGCCUGGCAGGGUAACAUUACCUUCUGUUUCUUCUUAAUUAACCAAGGCGUUCCUGUUGAUCCUAUGAAUUCACAGAACGUAACCCCGUUACAUCUGGCUGCAAUGGAGAAUGAAGGUGAUAUUGUGCAGUUACUCAUUACUGGAGGCGCGAGAGUUAACUGUCUGGAUGAGAAAACAGACUCGCCGCUCCACUACGCAGCAAAAUUCGGUAACGUCCCCAUGAUGAAAACUCUUUUACGUGCUGGAGCGAAUGUUUCGGCGGUAAAUGCUCGGAGGAGGACACCGUUACACCUCGCAGCUGCUAAAGGACACACGGAGGCAUGUUCACUUCUUAUAAGCGCAAAAUCAGACGUGAAUGCUUCAGACGAAAGGGACAGAACCCCUCUGCACAUGGUCGCGAUGUAUGGAGGCAGCAUUUCCGUAGCGGAAGUUCUCGUUAAGAAGGGUGCCAACAUGACUGCUGUGGACAGAAAUGGCUUGACACCCUUCGAUUUGGGGUAUACUUUAAAAAACGUGGAAUUUGCCGCGUGGCUGGAAGAAGAGAUUUUUGCGCGUGAUGGACGGAAAGAAAAGCACUCACGGAGAAAGAAGGGUGGCCGAUGGAAGAAGUAAAUAUCUUCAGUGCGACAUUCCCUCGGAUAUGCCAGGAAUAUAAAGAGUGUUGACAGCUUAACUCGCUAGUUUGUUUCAUCAUCCGUUGCUCUCACCACGAUAUAUUUGUUAUGUUUCUGUAUCAACUGACAGCCACUAAUUCUGAUGACUAAUUUAAAACCAAUGCACAGUAGUAUAAAUAUUUCUUUCAUUUGCUAUGGAUUUUAUUUUGCUUGUACCGAUCACGAAUUUAAGAUAAUUUAAAACAUGUCUUCGUCUGUAUAAGACAUUCUCUUUCAAGGUAUUUACAUGAGUUACAUCUAAGUGUUUUCUCGUGUUCAUAACUACAGCAUCAAGUUAUGUAAACGUAACCCAAACUCUGUAAUAUCUUAUACAAUUUCCCAUCUCCAAAAUGUAGGAACUUACUUUUACAGUAUCAUACUAAGAACUUCAUGUUCGUAUAUUUUUAGUUCAUUCGCUUCAGGAUGUAUUUUCAAGGCUGGAUUGUUACUUUAUAACUCACUGUUAUAUAUAUAUAUUUUUUUAAUUUUGCCAUAUUGUGGAAUGUUGACGGACGCUGUAGUGGUGUAUUUCGAUAGGACUGAAUCGUGUUUGCGUAAUUUUAUAUUGAAAAUUGUUGUACAUUUUACAUCGACCGAUAGAAUUAGCCUUUACUUUUCCUGUUAAAAAUUUUUCAGCGUCUUACAUUUACAUAUUUCCAUAGUCUUGCGGAGAAGAGUGUUCAGUAAUUUAACAUCACUUUUCAAGAGAGAAAGAAACAACUUCAGACUUCUAUUGAACAGUAAAAUUAACCCAGUUUUUCUUUGUCACUGGCUAGAAAGUGUUACACUGAUAAUUCUGUAUGCUCUUGGAUCUUUUCGGUAAGGAUGUCUCGAUGUGCUUGUCUCACUUCGACCAAGAAGUUUUUGUCUCACCCCUCCCAAUUAACGUUUUGUAGAUACUCGUAGAUCAUGAGGAUACGUAGUUCUGAACAUGUAAUAAGGAACAAAAGCAGCCAAACCACAAAUGCAUGUAUGAUGUGCACGUAUAUAUAUAUCAUGUGAUUUUACUAUGACUGUUUCAGCCAAUAUUUGUAUAAGUUGGUAAGAUAAUUUUUCAGCGGUUUAAUAUUGUGUUCUUAAGCGCAGCAGAAAGAUUUUAAAAUUGAUAAAAAUAUAACUUUUUAAUAAAUGUCAUUUUAAUUGUG